UCGAAAACAAGUCGGUUGUUUUUUCGCUGGCGGAAGAGUAAAUUCUUCUCGCGCGUGGUUGUUUUUGUUGUUUGCGUGGCUUUGUGUUUAUAACAAUAACAACAAGUGAUUAUUACUCGAAGACAAGUUGUGUUCAAGUGGCUAAGCAUAUGGCCGAAACGUAGGGACCCUUUUUUUGGCCCGAAACUCGAGACUUCCUUUGGUGUUACUUCAUUGUGGGGGAUUUGUUUUGGCCACCUCCCAGUUCUCCCAAAAUGGUUCGGUGGAGCGCGCGGUCGCGACGUCAGGCUCGGCAGGAUAAAGUGGAGCUCUUGGCUAGCAACAACAAAGUGAAUGGCGAGGACGAUACGUCCGAUAACGCCGCCUACCGCAACUCGACGGACCUAUCCGACCACGAUGAGAUUUUCCUCAAGGGAUUAUUGCGUAGUAAUCCCAAUACGCCCCACAAGGAACUGAUGCUGAAUUCGACCGAGCCGCAGCCAGUGCCAUUAUUCCUGCCCGCUCAUCUGAACAACAAGCCGAUCUGCGACGACAUUAUCCGCAAGUUCUCACCCUCGAGGCGUCUGGAGUCGCGAGAGCUCGCCAAGCUUCUCGCCCAACCGCAUUUUCGUGCCCUUUUGCGUGCCCAUGAUGAGAUAGGAGCACUCUACGAGCAACGACUGAAAGCUGCCGGCGGAUCCACCACUCUACUAGAGAUCGCCAGUCAACGCCAAUCGGGUGGCUACCUGUUCACCGAGGACAUUCUCAGCACCAAGAUGCCCGUGGAGACCAUCAAGAUGGUGGGUCUGCGCCGAGAUCCCAGCAAGCCCCUCGGCCUGACCGUCGAACUGGAUGAGUUCAAGCAAUUAGUAGUGGCCAGGAUUCUGGCAGGCGGGGUGAUCGAUAAACAGAGCAUGCUGCAUGUGGGCGAUGUCAUCCUGGAGGUGAACGGCACCCCGGUUCGCACCCCCGAUGAGCUGCAGGUGGAGGUGUCGCGGGCCAAGGAGAAUCUCACCCUGAAGAUCGGACCCAAUGUGGACGAGGAGAUCAAGAGCGGUCGCUACACUGUGAGUGGGGGUCAGGUAAAACAGAAUGGCAUCGCGGGUCUCGAGACGGGCAAGAAACUGACGUGCUAUAUGCGUGCGCUGUUCACAUACAAUCCCUCGGAGGAUUCAUUGCUGCCAUGCAGGGACAUUGGACUGCCCUUCAAAUCGGGUGAUAUCUUGCAGAUCAUCAAUGUCAAAGAUCCCAACUGGUGGCAGGCCAAGAAUAUUACUGCCGAAUCGGAAAAAAUUGGUCUUAUACCAUCCCAAGAGUUGGAGGAGCGACGCAAAGCUUUUGUGGCCCCCGAAGCGGAUUAUGUUCACAAAAUUGGCAUUUGCGGGACAAGGAUCUCGAAGCGAAAGCGCAAGACCAUGUACCGAUCGGUGGCCAAUUGUGAGUUCGACAAGGCGGAAUUGCUACUUUAUGAGGAGGUCACCCGGAUGCCGCCCUUCCGCAGGAAAACCCUGGUCCUCAUUGGCGUUUCUGGAGUGGGAAGGCGUACGCUUAAGAAUCGCCUGAUCAACAGCGAUGUGGACAAGUUCGGAGCUGUUAUUCCACAUACCAGUCGUCCCAAGCGCGCCUUGGAGGAGAACGGAACGAGCUAUUGGUUCAUGGACCGCGAGGAAAUGGACGAGGCCGUGAGGAACAACGAGUUUCUGGAGUAUGGCGAGCACAAUGGCAACCUGUACGGCACCCACUUGCAGUCCAUCAAGGAUGUGAUCAAUAGUGGGCGCAUGUGCAUCCUGGACUGUGCACCGAAUGCGCUGAAGAUCCUGCACAAUAGCCAGGAACUGAUGCCAUUCGUUAUCUUUGUGGCAGCACCGGGCAUGGAACAGCUCAAGACCAUCUAUGCAGAUCGCCGGGCCACGGGCUCCAAUAGGAAUCUAUCUUUUGAUCGCCAGAGUUCCAUAAGAUUCAGCUCCAGACGCGCCCGAACGCUCGAGUCCCUAGCAUCGUUGUAUGAGGACGACGAUCUGGUCGCCACCGUCGAGGAGAGCAGCUUUGUCCAGCGGAAAUACGAAAAGUACUUCGACAUGGUCAUCGUGAACGAGGACUUCGAUGAGACGUUCCGUCAGGUGGUGGAAACUCUGGACCAGAUGAGCCACGAGGAGCAGUGGGUGCCUGUCAAUUGGAUCUACUAAAAACGAAACUUUACACAUAAGCUAUUGCAACUUCGCAUUCUUGCAUAUAGAGAAAAUAUAUACAGCUAAAAUCUAUUGCCUAUCAUCACAGCAAAAGGGAUUAUUCCAGUAAUUGAAGCUUAAAUCGCAGCACAAUUUAAAUCUUACGAAAAGCAUAUAAAACUAAAAUUAUCAAUACUGCUUCCUGUUGAUUAAAGUCUUUUUGUCAAGAAGGUGCUGUGUCUUGAAUAUGAAAUCUGUUAAUUCCCACAUCAAUUACUGUUAUUUUCCUCUUUAAAUAUCAAUUAUGUAUAUAUGCAAUGUUUUGUAUAAUUUGAAAUGCGCCCUCCGUUUACAAUUCAGUUUUCCUUAAGCCUAAGUCUAAUUUUACGAAACGAAUUCGUCCAUUUUACAAUCUCUUAUUGUUUUAUUUAUACGAACAUAUACAUUUAUGUCGACGCAUAUCUCUUCAGUUUAUUAUUUUAACGAAUCUCCUCAGUACAAUCCUUUCUGCCAAUAUUUCUAGUAGUUUUUAGACUUGUUUGAAUAAAAUGUAUAAGUUUAACGAACUAGUUGAAUAUCGAUGUGAAGUAAAACAAAUAAAAUACGAAUAAAUUUGGCUCAAAGAAAUGGU
This is a messenger RNA of Drosophila takahashii, 2778 nucleotides long. It is a transcript of the gene vari, whose product is annotated as MAGUK p55 subfamily member vari. The record is from RefSeq and is a predicted model, not a curated record. Gene Ontology annotation, cellular component: cell-cell junction; plasma membrane. Lineage: Eukaryota; Metazoa; Arthropoda; Insecta; Diptera; Drosophilidae. Gene Ontology annotation, molecular function: protein binding.